CGAGCCCACGUGUUGCGCGCAGCAUGGCGGAGAUGAAGAACCUCGAGACGGCAGAGCCUGGUUCCAGCGGAGGGGCGACUCAAGCCGACCGCCAUGGCCUGCUGGAGCACAGCCGCGAGUUCUUGGACUUCUUCUGGGACAUCGCGAAGCCAGAGCAGGAGACGCGGCUCCAGGCCACGGAGAAGUUGCUGCAGUACUUGCGCACAAGGCCAGAGGGUUCCGAGAUGAAAUACGCCUUAAAGCGCCUAAUCACUGGUCUUGGGGUGGGCAGAGAAGCCGCUCGGCCCUGCUACAGUCUGGCUCUGGCACAGCUGCUUCAGUCUUUUGAAGACAUCCCCUUGUGCAGCAUUCUGAAGCAAAUACAAGAAAAAUAUGAGCUGCAAAAAGUGAAGAAGGCAAUGAUGAGACCUGCCCUGUUUGCAAACUUGUUUGGAGUGCUAGCCCUCUUUCAGUCAGGCCGUCUGGUGAAGGACCGGGAGGCCCUGAUGAAGUCAGUGAGGCUGCUGCAGAUCCUGAGCCACCACUACAACCACUUACAGGGGCAGCCCAUGAAGGUCCUGGUGGACAUUCUCACGGAGGUCCCAGAGGCUAUGUUCGAGGAGAUCCUGCCAAAGGUCUUGAGGGGUGACUUGAAAGUGGUCCUCGGCUCCCCUAAGCACCUGGAGCUCUUUCUCUUGGCCCAGCGAAGGGUGCCAGCAAAGCUCAAGUCACUGAUGGGUGCAGUUGAUCUGUUUACAGAGGAGAAUAUUCCCAGUCUGGUGAAUGUGCUGAAGAUGGCAGCCAUGUUGGUGAAAAAGGAGCAAAAGCUGCCUGAGCUGGCUCUGGGCCUGCUACAGCUGGCACUCAAGGAGAAUAAGUUUCCACAGUUCUGGAAGGAGGUUGUAGAACAAGAGCUGCUCAAGAAACCGUCUUGGCCAACCAGCUACCUGUGUUUCCGCCUGCUGGGUGCAGCCUUGCCCCUGCUGUCUGAGGAGCAGCUGCAGCUGGUGAUGCGGGGAGAGUUGAUCCGCCACUUUGGGGAGCACAUAGUUGUUGCUAAGCCCCCAAACCAGUUCAAGUUUGUCCCAGAGAUGAGUGUGUAUGUGAGCACCUUCCUCGAGGGAUGCCAGGAUGACCCUGGGCGGCAGUUGGCCGUGCUAGUGGCCUUCUCAUCCAUCACCAAUCAAGGUCUUCCUGUCAUGCCUACCUUCUGGCGUGUCACACGGUUCCUGAGUCCUGAGGCCCUGAGGAGCUAUGUGGCUUGGUUGUGGGACAUGUUUCUUCAGCCCAGGCUGGACUCCUUAGUUGACUUCAGCACUGCUAAUCAGAAGAAAACUCAGGAUGCCUCAGUCAAUGUGCCUGAGCGGUGUGUGUUCCGGCUGCGGAAGUGGAUCAUCCACCGCCUCGUCAGCCUUGUGGACCAGCUGCACCUGGAGAAGGAUGAAGACUUGAUCGAGCAGGUGGCCAGGUUUUGCUUGUUCCAUGCAUUCUUUAAAACAAAGAAAGCCACAGGCCAGAUCCCAGAGACUAAGCAGCACUUCUCCUUCCCUUUGGAUGGCCGGACCCGAGAGGUGAUCGUCAGUACCUUCUUCAGCCUGUUGCAGACCCUUAACCCAAAGUUCAAACAGACAGCAGACCAGUCCGAAGGUGCGAAGCCUUGGACUUAUCGCCUGGUGAAGUUGGCAGAUAUGCUGUUGAACCACAGCCGCAAUGUGGUGGUUGUGACACCCUUCACAGCACAGCAGCGCCAGGCCUGGAACCAAAUGAUGGAUACUCUCAAGGAACUGGAGGCCCGUUCCUCGGAGAUCAAGGCCACUGCCUUCCAGCACUUGCUGCUCUUAGUGGGUCUCCAUCUCUUCAAGUCUCCUGCAGAAAUCUAUGACCUCCUUAAUGACAUCCAGACCUGCAUCAAGAAGAGUGUGGAGCAGAAACCUCGCCGUUCCCGUUCCAGGGCCAACACUUCCCAGGAGCCGCCAUGGGUAGAGGUGAUGGUGGAGAUCCUGUUGUCCCUGCUGGCCCAGCCCAGCCACCUGAUACGCCAGGUGGCCCGGAACGUGUUUGGCCACAUCUGCUCCCACCUGACCCCACGGGCCCUGCAAUUAAUCCUGGCUGUGCUUAACCCUGAGACAGAAGAGGAUGACAAUGUAGUGGUCACUGAUGACUCCAGUGAGAAGCAGCCAAAGGAAACAGAGGACGAGGGUGAGGACAGUGAGGACAGUAAAGACUCCAAGAGUGAAGGGGAAAGUGAGGAUGAGGAGGAAAGUGAGGAGGAAGAACGUGAUGGGGAUGUGGACCCAGGCUUCCGCCAGCAGCUGAUGGCAGUGCUACAGGCCGGGAAGGCACUGGGUGGUGUGGACAGUGAGGAUGAUGAGGAGGAGCUGGGGGAUGAGGCCAUGCUGGCACUAGACCAGAACCUUGCCAGCCUGUUUGCCGAGCAGAAGCUGCGCAUCCAGGCCCGGCGAGAAGAAAAGAAUAAGCUACAGAAGGAGAAGAUCCUCCGGCGGGACUUCCAGAUCCGGGUGCUGGACCUCAUUGAGGUACUGGUGACCAAGCAGCCUGAGAACCCUCUGGUCCUGGAGCUUCUUGAGCCACUGCUGAACAUCAUCCAGCGCAGCAUGCGUAGCAGCGGGACCACCAAGCAGGAGCAGGAUCUCCUGCACAAGACAGCCCGCAUCUUCAUGCACGACGUGUGCCGGGCCCGGCACUACUGCCACAACGUGGAGCACUGCACGGAGGCUCUGCAUACCCAGGUGGAGAGGCUGGUGCAGCAAGCUGGCCGCCAGGCUGACUCCUCUGUCGCCCUUUACUAUUUCAAUGCCUCUCUCUAUCUGCUGCGCGUCCUCAAAGGCAACAUCUCCAAGAGUCACCAACAAGGAGACAACACUGAGCUCGAGCCCAUGGACCAAGAGCUCUCUCACCAGGCCCAGACUGCCAACUGCUUGGACUUGAGUUUUGUGACCCUAGUGUACUCAGAAGCCCUGAGCUCCUUUUUGACCAAGCGCAACAGCCCCCUCACUGUCCCCAUGUUCCUCAGCCUCUUCUCCCGAUACCCGGUGAUCUGUAAGAACCUGCUCCCCAUCCUGGUCCAGCAUGUGGCUGGCCCAUCACAGCCCCGUCGUAAGGUCCAGGCCUGCCUGCUGCUCCAGAAGACACUGUCUGCAAGGGAGUUGAGAGUAUGUUUUGAGGACCCUGAGUGGGAACAGCUAAUCAGCCAGGUGCUGGCAAAGGUUACCCAGACCCUACGCACACUGGGUGAGGCACAAAGCAAGUCGGAGCACCAGAAGGAGCUGUCCUCAUUAGAGCUCCUCAACACUGUCUUCAAGAUAAUCAAUCAUGAGAAGCUCUCCGUAGAUGUCACCACUCUCCUGGGCGUGCUACAGAGCCAACAGCAGAAGCUACAGCAGAGCCUGCAGCAGGGGAAUCACUCCUCUGGCUCCAGCCGCCUCUAUGACCUCUAUUGGCAGGCCAUGAAGAUGCUAGGAAUUCAGCGCCCCAAGCUAGAGAAAAAGGAUGACAAGGAUGUUGUCCCUAGUGACAUCCAAAGCCCUGUUAGCAUGAAGCGGAAGAAAAAGGGAUUCUUGCCAGAGACCAAGAAGCGGAAAAAGCGCAAGGCAGAGGAUGCUGUGCCACAGCAGGACGCCAUGCCUGUUGCCACCAGUGGAGACCAGCCUCCCAGUACAGGCAAGAAGAGGAAGAAGAUGAAGGCCCAAGUUGUGGCCCAGACCCAGCUGAAUGGAACACCUGCCACUAAGAGUCCAGCUCCAGACAGCGCCACUCAAAGCCCCAGCACCCCUGCCAAGACUCCAAAACUGCAGAAGAAAAAAGAGCAGCUGUCACAGGUGAAUGGAGCCACUCCUGUGUCCCCCACACAGCUUUCAGGCAAAAAGCAGCGCCGGAAGUCUCUUGCCCAAAAAGGAGUCUUGAGCAAGUCCCCCCAGUCUGCCCUGCCACGGAAAAAGUCAAGGCUGUCUCUGGUCAGCAGGAGCCCCAGUCUAUUGCAGAGUGGGACCAAGAGGAAGAAAAUGGCCAGGAGGAAGGAGCAGACUCCCUGAGCACAGCCUGCUCUGCCUCCAGCAGCCCUAGAGACUUAUUUUUUCAUAGAAGUUUUAAUAAACAUGCCACGGUGUAUGA
This is a messenger RNA of Jaculus jaculus (lesser Egyptian jerboa), 4110 nucleotides long. RefSeq names its product MYB binding protein 1a (gene Mybbp1a). Lineage: Eukaryota; Metazoa; Chordata; Mammalia; Rodentia; Dipodidae. The record is from RefSeq and is a predicted model, not a curated record. The transcript has 26 exons. Gene Ontology annotation, cellular component: nucleolus. Bases 24 to 4031 code for a protein of 1335 amino acids. Gene Ontology annotation, biological process: regulation of DNA-templated transcription. Gene Ontology annotation, molecular function: transcription corepressor activity; transcription factor binding; sequence-specific DNA binding.